Molecule: messenger RNA, 4520 nt
Organism: Pogona vitticeps (central bearded dragon)
Lineage: Eukaryota; Metazoa; Chordata; Lepidosauria; Squamata; Agamidae
Gene: DET1
Product: DET1 partner of COP1 E3 ubiquitin ligase
Biological process (GO): positive regulation of proteasomal ubiquitin-dependent protein catabolic process; protein ubiquitination
Cellular component (GO): cullin-RING ubiquitin ligase complex; nucleus
Molecular function (GO): ubiquitin protein ligase binding; ubiquitin-like ligase-substrate adaptor activity
Source: RefSeq, a predicted model, not a curated record
UGUGGAUGGCGCGGCCAGCUUCCGGUUUGGACCGGGGACGCUCUUGCCAGGCUUGCUGCGGGAAGACCCGCGCGCCACUCGUUGGUUCUUCCCUCGGCGGAAAGAUGGCGCCGGCGGGUCCCUCUGGAAAGCUGGAAAAAUAUGAGGUAAGAAGACUUAUGACAGCAUCUUCCUUUCUCUGACAGCAUGAUUUGCCUUCUGGCUGUGUCAGAUGCUAGCUAUCCUGGGACACUCUCCUCUUGAACAAGGUGUUAUGGAUCAUGAUGCCCCAACCAUUAAGCCUCGACGGAUCCAGAACCAGAAUGUAAUCUACCGCCUAGAACGUCGAAGGAUCACCUCUGGCAAGACGGGGACCCACUGGCACCAGGUCCGCAUCUUCCAUCAAAACGUCUUCCCCAACUUUACGGUGGUCAAUGUUGAAAAGCCGCCCUGCUUUUUACGGAAGUUUUCCCCUGACGGAAGAUACUUCAUUGCCUUCUCUUCAGACCAGACUUCUUUAGAGAUCUAUGAAUACCAGGGGUGUCAAGCGGCUGAGGACCUCCUGCAGGGCUAUGAGGGGGAGAUUUUAGCCAACGGCAACGACCAAAGGUCCAUCAACAUUCGUGGCCGGCUCUUUGAACGCUUCUUUGUCCUCCUGCACAUCACCAACGUGGCCUCCAAUGGCGAACAUUUGAAUCGUGAAUGCAGCCUGUUCACAGAUGACUGCCGCUAUGUCAUUGUUGGCUCUGCCGCCUAUCUGCCUGAGGAGCCCCAUCCUCCCUUUUUCGAGGUUUACCGCAACAGCGAAUCGGUGACCCCUAACCCAAGAUCGCCGUUGGAAGAUUACUCCUUGCACAUCAUAGAUCUUCACACAGGCAGGCUCUGUGACACCAGGACGUUCAAAUGUGAUAAAAUCAUCCUGUCCCAUAACCAAGGACUCUAUCUCUAUAAAAAUAUCCUAGCCAUUCUCUCUGUCCAACAGCAAACUAUCCAUGUCUUUCAGGUAACCCCAGAAGGCACCUUCAUUGAUGUACGAACUAUAGGGCGCUUUUGCUAUGAGGACGACCUGCUCACGCUUUCUGCUGUCUAUCCGGAAGUCCAGAGGGAUUCCCAGACAGGCAUGGCAAACCCGUACAAAGAACCAUUCAUAAAUUCUCUCAAGCACAGGCUUUUGGUCUACCUGUGGCGAAGAGCAGAGCAGGACGGGAGCGCGAUGGCCAAAAGGAGGUUCUUCCAGUAUUUUGACCAGCUGAGGCAGCUGCGCAUGUGGAAGAUGCAGCUGCUGGACGAGAACCAUCUGUUCAUCAAAUACACAAGCGAGGAUGUGGUCACGUUACGGGUGACGGACCCUUCACAGCCGUCGUUCUUUGUUGUCUACAAUAUGGUGACCACCGAGGUGAUUGCCGUCUUCGAGAAUACGUCGGACGAGCUGCUGGAACUCUUCGAGAACUUCUGCGACCUCUUCCGAAAUGCCACACUGCACAGCGAGGCGGUUCAGUUCCCCUGCUCGGCCUCGAGCAACAACUUUGCCAGGCAGAUCCAACGCCGAUUCAAGGACACCAUUGUGAAUGCAAAGUAUGGCGGCCACACGGAAGCUGUGCGCAGGCUGCUCGGUCAGCUUCCCAUCAGCGCCCAGUCCUACAGCGGCAGCCCUUACCUCGAUCUCUCCCUCUUCAGCUACGACGACAAGUGGGUGUCAGUCAUGGAGCGCCCCAAGACGUGCGGCGACCACCCUAUCAGGUUCUACGCACGUGAUUCAGGCCUUCUGAAGUUUGAAAUCCAAGCCGGGCUCCUGGGCCGGCCCAUCAACCACACCGUCCGACGCUUGGUCGCCUUCACUUUCCACCCCUUCGAGCCCUUUGCCAUCUCGGUCCAACGGACGAACGCUGAGUACGUGGUGAACUUUCACAUGCGGCACAGCUGCACGUAGCGUGCCCUUUGCCUGGGGCAGCUGCGGACAUGGCGUAGGCCUGCGUUUUGUCUCAGACACACCAAAGCUAGAUUCGUGUUCCAGGAAACCAAAGGUGCUAAGAGUGCUUUGCAUCUCAGCAGAAGGCAUUUGGCUUCUGUAAGGCAGCAGAGUCUGGCUUGCCCAGAGUGGUCCUCCUCCUCUUCUGGACUCGGACCUUCUGUAACAAUUGUAUUGCAAAGUCCUUCUGCUUUGAUAACAUCUGCAGUUUAUUGACACUUUUUAUUACUUGGUUCCAGAGGCAGGUGAACGUAGCAGAACAACAAAAAAAGGACCAUUCCCAUUUCACCAAGGAGUGUAGGCUUCCCAUUUCUCAUCUCCUGAGUCCUCCUACCACUUCCUCAGGUCAAGAAGCAUUUCGCACAAUUGCUGUCUACCAUCCCUAACCUCCUAAGCCAUACUGCCUCCCUAAUCUGCCCACGUCCUGAGUGCUGGAUGGGUUGCAGAGAGAGGUGAGAAGAAAGGUAUCUCUUUGGUUGCUCCCUGCUCUGUCAUCCUCGUUGCCACUCUUGCUCCUGAGAAUGGUUAGAAGCCAGCCUGUUCACCUCCUCGCUUUGUCCGUAAUGGCUUGCAGAGGCUGGGUUAACACCUGAACAAAGUGGGAGAUUCUCUUUGAGAGAUGGUUGGUGCUUCCAUUCCCCCUGUAUUGCUUGUUGCUUUUCGUGAGCACGUCUGACUCACAAAAUGGGAGGGUCACACGAUACGCAAGUGUCUGUGUGUAUGCAGGUACAGAGCAAGUUGGAAGGCUUCUUGUUAAACCCUUGCCAUUAGGUAGCUGGGUCCAUACUUUCCAUUCUGUUUAUAAUCCGUUGAGUGACUCAGUUUUCUUAAUACUUCCCUUUAGGUUCUUGUAGGGAUACGGCAUUAGAUUUAAGGUCAGGACAGAGGAGAUGUGGUAGGAAGUGGACCCGCUUUGUCCUAAGACAUUGCUGUCUCUGAUCUGAGACUAUAAAGACUAUUCUGGGGGAAAAAAACCAAGGACCUCUAAUCUUGCCUCUCUUCCCCAGAAUGGUUUAUUUUUCGACAUUUAUUGGAACCCAACAAGCAGUUCAUAAACAGGGUGGUGCCCCCUUUAGUUGUGUCACCCAGCAACUCGAGAGCAAAGCUAUAUCAUUUUUGGCACUGAAUACAGGACUUGCAGCGUGAAUGGUAGCCGGUGUGGCAUCUUAACUUUUUCCUGCUUUUGUUCACUAUGUUUUCUUGGCUUUUUCUUCCUCUCCAGCCACGGCCAUGCAUAGGUUUCCUCGUGACUGCUAAAAUCACUCAGCAGUAUCUGGAUCUGAUGGACAGAUUCCCACCCCUUAACACUUUUCCAAAUUCAAGUAAUAAAAAGAAAAACAAAGGGGGGGGGGACUUGUAGCACCCCCAGAAAGAUAAAACAGGUGAGCUCUAGAUGACACCAGGGCUGGCUUCUUUCUAGAAGGAAAAACAAUCAAGUCGAGGCUGUUGUUCUUUGGGCAUAUCACAAGAAUAAAAUACUUUCUGGAUAAAAAAAACAAUAAUGCAUGGAAGGGUGGAAGGCAGCAGGGAAGGAGGAAGACCAAAGAUGAGGUGGACUGACUCAGGACAGGAAGCCGUGGCUUUGAGUUUGCACGAUUGGAGCGGGACGUCUAACGAGAGGACUUUUUGGAGGCCACUUAUUGACAAGGUCUCCAUAAGCAGGAAACAACCUGAUCAUGUGCAGCAUUUCGAGCUUUUGUGUGUUAGAAUCCUCUUCAUCAGACACCAGUGUCUGAAGAGUUCCUGGCAGUACCGCAAGUUACAUUGAUGCUUAGACUCCACUGGUGAGAAGCUGGACAGAUGUUAUGUGGGAGAUGGGUGUUUGCCCUUCAGAGCAGCCUUGAGUUGGCUCCCAUUCUUCUCAGGGCCAUGAUGCGAGGAACAUGGUGUUUAACGCUUACAUGUGGUUUCCUGACUCAAAAUUUCCUCCAAAGCCAAUACUCAACUUCCCAGGUGGCGUGCAAGGAAGGUCCUAUAUCAUAGGCUGCAAGGUUCCAAGAAGACCAAAGGAGGCCCCCACCGAGUCUGUUUGUAAAGCACUCCUGGUUCAUUUGUUAGGCAACCCACCCAUGUCAAGUGCCAGCAUCGAUAGACGAGGCAGUCACGAGGUCUCAGAUCGGUUGCACAGAGGUUGGGUCAGAACUGAGGAAGAGUGGAGGGAGGGAUCUGUAUUAAAAUGCUUGAUUGCGGCCGCUCUUGGCAUGCACAGCCUCAGCUGCCCACCUGCAGCGCUCUUAGCCUUUGAAAAAGACGGAAGAGAAAAGUUUCUGCGGCAUUGCUCGGUUUCUGCAUGAUCUGUUGAUGUGAAAUAUGUGCUAAAUAGAACGUAUUUGUGGGGCAGAGGGCAGGGGAUGAGUACAGUAGGCUGACACCGACAAAAGAUGCUUUGACCCAUAGCAUCUUUUGCUUCAUCCUUAAAUCUUGUGUGCUUCUUAGGAACGUGGACAAAUUUUGCUAAGAGUGCAGAGACUGGAACCUCAAUUUUUUUUUAUUUCACCAGAGAUGCUUGUAAAUCUCUUCCUCACUUGAAUUCAAAAUGAAAUAAACUACAGUUCUAUUUUUUUAGUGCUGA